Punica granatum (pomegranate) is the source of this 447-nucleotide messenger RNA. The record is from RefSeq and is a predicted model, not a curated record. NCBI's taxonomy places the organism in Eukaryota, Viridiplantae, Streptophyta, Magnoliopsida, Myrtales, Lythraceae.
AUGGCCAAGUUCAUCGAAGUGUCUAUUAGGCAGGGACGCGCUAAGAUAAGCUGUCCGGGCAGCUUAGAAUGUACUGAGCCGCUGGACCCACAGAUGUGCAGGGAGCUCGUCUCCGAGGAACUGUACAGUCGAUGGUGUGACCUCAGUAGCGAGGGCAGCCUUCUAGGGUUUGAUAAGUGCUACUGCCCAAACCCAGACUGUAAGGAGCUGAUCAUCAAUGAGUGCGGCCGUACCAGGCGUCCCAGGAGAAUCACCUGUCCCAGCUGCAAGCAGCAGUGCUGCUUCCGCUGCGCGCUCCCUUGGGAUGAGCGGAAGAAGCAACACAAAUGCGACGGAGCAAUAUCUUUCGUGGAGAGAAAAGGGUGGACGCGGUGUCCCGGGUGCAAGAACUAUGUGCAACGCAGCCAUGGGUGCCGGACGAUCCGCUGCAGGUACGCGCUGACCUAG